Molecule: messenger RNA, 2415 nt
Organism: Macadamia integrifolia
Lineage: Eukaryota; Viridiplantae; Streptophyta; Magnoliopsida; Proteales; Proteaceae
Product: tubby-like F-box protein 3
Exons: 6
Coding region: 901-2118 (405 amino acids)
Molecular function (GO): protein binding
Source: RefSeq, a predicted model, not a curated record
GCACUCAUGGAAGAGUCUAUCUGGAUGGGGCGAUGAGCCAAUAAAGAUUAAAGAUCCCUCCCUCGUUAAUGGCAGCGCCUUGGACGCCCACCUCUGAAACUGAAAGGGGUUGAACUUCGCAGAAAACCCUAAAUUUCUAGGGCUCUGUUACUGUACUAAAGGUCCUAAAAGUUCUAGUCCAGAACUAUAUUACUCAGAAAUAAUUUUUUUUUCUUCCAAAUUGAUAGAUACAAGUGGAGAGGUUUGGAUCUUAUCUACUCGUGCAGUCGUGCUUGCAACUGUUUGGGUUUUGCGAUCUUUUCUGAUUAUUUUUCCCUUUUUUAUUAUUUUAGUGGGUCAUUCUUGUUUCUGUUUUGUGGUUUGGUUUUUUCGUGUUCUGGAAGGAACGGAUGAUGUAUAUAUCUGUAUUCAUUUAGUUCAAUUAACUGCAAAUUCUGUCAUUUCUUCUCCGCAAGUUGAAGCUUUGAAAGGGAAAGGGACAGGGACGGAAGUGGAACCCAUGGCGUUACUUGGGUUAUCUUCAUCUUUGUUAGUAUUACUCCCAACUGAUCGAAUCUAUGGAUUUUGGUUUCUUUUUGUGCGAUGAUCUACUUCUUGGUUGCUGAAUUGGUGGAUCCAUCGGCGAUACUUGUUGGUCUUUUCCCAUUUUGAGAUAGUGUCUUCUAGUACUAAUGUGUGAUUCGCAUGAAAGCUAGGGUUUUUUUUUUCAUCUUCUAAGCUUUUGAGGUUCUUCAUUUUUUGGGCUCCGGUUUCUAUAUCUGUUUAAAGUUGCUGGCUUGGGAGGUAAUUGUUGAAUAUAAGAUUGGGUUGAUGAUAGGGCGUGGGAUUGGUGAGGAUUGGAGGUUUUAGGGUAUGUGUGUCGUGCUAUUUGACUUGUAGAGGAGGUGAGAGACGGAGUAUAUGUCGCUUAAGAGCAUCAUUCAAGACAUGAAGGGGGAUUUUGGUAGCAUCUCGCGAAAAGGGUUUGAAGUGAAGCUGGGUUAUGGGUUGCGAUCGAGAUCACAUCGGGUGGUUCAGGAUGGUAUCGUCCCAGUCGAUGCUAUGAAGCAGAGUUGUUGGGCUAACAUGCCACCAGAGCUUCUGAGGGACGUGCUUAUGAGGAUAGAAGAAUCGGAGAGUGACUGGCCACCCAGGAAGCAUGUGGUUGCUUGUGCUGGGGUUUGCAGGAGUUGGAGAGAAAUCACAAAAGAGAUUGUGAAGACCCCCGAAGUCUCCGGCAAGCUGACAUUUCCGAUUGCCUUGAAGCAGCCUGGUCCUAGACAUUCCCUCUUCCAGUGUUUCAUAAAACGGAACCAAGCCACCCAAACAUACCACCUUUACCUUGGAGUUACUCAAGCUUUAACUGAUAACGGCAAAUUCCUUCUUGCUGCCCGCAAGUGUCGACGUCCUACUUGCACAGACUACAUCAUCUCUCUAGAUGCUGACGAUAUGUCCAAGGGGAGUGGAACUUACAUUGGGAAGUUGAGGUCAAACUUUUUGGGGACCAAGUUUACGAUCUAUGAUGCACUGCCUCCUCAUGCUGGUGCCAUGGUUGCAAAUAGUCGCUCCACUAGGCUGGUGGGUUUGAAACAGGUCUCUCCCAGAAUCCCUGCUGGCAACUACCCAGUAGCGCACAUAUCAUAUGAGUUGAAUGUUUUGGGUUCCAGGGGUCCAAGGAGGAUGAACUGUAUAAUGGAUGCCAUCCCUGUCUCUGCAAUUGAACCUGGGGGUGUCGCCCCUACACAGACUGAAUUCCCUCUUAGUAAUAUGGAUUCCUUCCCUUCGCUCCCCUUUUUUAGAUCUAAAUCAACCCGUUCAGACAAUGUACCGUCAGGGCCUUUAACUACGCCAAAAGAUGGAGUGCUUGUGUUAAAGAAUAAGGCUCCUAGGUGGCAUGAGCAGCUCCAAUGCUGGUGUCUGAAUUUCCGUGGACGGGUGACGGUUGCUUCGGUGAAGAACUUUCAACUGGUGGCUUCGCCAGAGAAUGGACCCGCAGGGCAAGAGCAUGAGAAAGUCCUCCUUCAGUUCGGGAAAGUGGGGAGGGACUUGUUCACCAUGGAUUAUCGGUAUCCACUCUCUGCAUUCCAGGCAUUUGCUAUCUGUCUCAGCAGCUUUGACACCAAGAUUGCUUGUGAAUGAAAUUCAGCCGUGUUUGAAGCAUCUUCCUGGGGUUUGAUGAGAGUGUGAUGGAAAGUAAUCGGAUAUCAGCUAUGCAGUGCUAAUGCUGAGGUUGGUGGACUGCAAUGGAGCUGCUGCUAGUUUGUCUCUCCUGAGUCUCCCUUUUCUGUUUUUCUUUCUUGUAUAUUUUGGUUGGUGUACAUAAAUAUUUAUGGAAGAUUGAGACAAUCAGGUCGAGCAAUUGGGGUUUGGACUCUUAAGAAGCUUUUGUAUGUGACACUCAUCUUACAAACUAAACCAGAGGCUCGAUUUUUUUCC